AUGACUAAACUAUCUUCGUCUUUGCCGAAAACCUUCUUCGGUAUCUUCCCAUUAUACAUAGGUGUGGAAAUUGUCCUUGGUGUGACCCUGCUGAACAAAUGUAGCGGUGCAUUCGGUAUCCUGGCGCUAUUCACGGGCCACCCGCUGGACCUGAUGCAGUGGGCGAGCUACCUGUGGUCUGUGUUCACUCUGGUGGUGUACGCCCAAGGGUUGUACCAAAUCCACAAACCCAAACUGCUCACUUUCUCGCAGAUAGUAGUUGUGUUUUCAAUUGAUACGGUACUGACGUGUCUGUUCACACUAUGGUUUACAGGUGUCUGGUUCGCCGAGGAGAGCAACACAGACGCUGCGAUGGGUACUGCCGCCAGUGCGGUGGCGCGUCUUGUCAAACGUGGCGCAGAGAUAGACACGCAGGGGGCCACGGAGAGCUACGAGUACGUUUUCACGAUCAUCAUCACGAUGGUCAGUCUUGUAUUCAGACUGUAUUUCAACUUCCUGCUCGCAUCAUUCGUGCAGGAACUGCUGAGACACCCACAGUACCUUGUGGAUCAGGAUGACAUCGAACAGGACCUCAAGAACAAGUUCUUCCUGAGACGCUGGUGGGUUGUCUCACAGAAGAGCUCGUAUAGCAUAUGUAGACAUGUACUAGUGUAA
Messenger RNA from Huiozyma naganishii CBS 8797, 654 nucleotides. RefSeq names its product Kei1p (gene KEI1). Bases 1 to 654 code for a protein of 217 amino acids. Gene Ontology annotation, biological process: inositol phosphoceramide metabolic process. Lineage: Eukaryota; Fungi; Ascomycota; Saccharomycetes; Saccharomycetales; Saccharomycetaceae. Gene Ontology annotation, molecular function: inositol phosphoceramide synthase regulator activity. The record is from RefSeq and is a predicted model, not a curated record. Gene Ontology annotation, cellular component: inositol phosphoceramide synthase complex; Golgi membrane. The transcript has 2 exons.